This is a messenger RNA of Megalobrama amblycephala (Wuchang bream), 3084 nucleotides long. Its product is annotated as putative leucine-rich repeat-containing protein DDB_G0290503. Bases 187 to 1446 code for a protein of 419 amino acids. The record is from RefSeq and is a predicted model, not a curated record. The transcript is spliced from 13 exons. NCBI's taxonomy places the organism in Eukaryota, Metazoa, Chordata, Actinopteri, Cypriniformes, Xenocyprididae.
AUGCUUAGUGUGACAGUGUUCACAGGUAACACCAGGAAAGGCAAAGAAGAUUAGUCUGAAGGAUUACAAAAAAAUCACAUACAAAUUUGUAUAUAACCAUAACUUGACACAACUUGUGAGAGCUUAUGGUUCUCUGGGCGUUUUUCAACUGAGACUGGAGAUAUUUCAACAGAAAAGGAGAGAACAAUGGCAUCUGCAAGCAGCAAUGAGUUUCAUCUUAUUGUCCCUAAUGACUCUCAGAAUGCUGAGGUCAAACUGGGGUCUGAUGUCACCAUACCGUGUCAUCUGUCACCUGAAAUCAGUGCUGUUGACAUGGAGAUCAGAUGGUUUAAGGAGACAGACUGUGCUUGUCUCUAUAAGAACAAAGAGGUAAUAAAAGGGAGGAGCUAUGAGGGCAGAACAGGUCUGUCCACUGAAGAGCUUAACAAAGGAAAUGUGUCCUUGAACUUCAGAGAGUUCAAAGAAUCAGACAUGGGGGUUUACUUGUGUCAGGUCAUCAGUGAAGAAAGAACAGAAGAGAUAACAAUAGAAGUAAAAGAAAGGAAAGAUUCUGAUGGCCAACCUGUGAAUCAGUCAUCAAAGAUUCAAGGUAGACAAGUUCAUCUGAUACUACAUGAGUCAAGCAGAACAUGGGGGGAGGAUGAGAGAAUGAAAAUGGAGGAGUCUGCUUUAAUGACAGAGUUUGAAGUGAAUUAUGUGAAGGUACUUCACCAAACGAUAUUCAAGGUUUUCAAAAAUCAAGGGAAAAAACUGGAACAAACUGAACUACAGUUAAAGGAAUCAAAGACUGACUUGGAAAGAGUCUUACAACAACUAGAAACAAUCACAGAAAAAUUCUGUCUCCUAGAAAAUAAAAAAGACCUUGAUAUGAAAGAAUCACAGAUGCAACAAAUAGAAAAACAACUGCUACAAAUAACCAAAUACACUGAAGAGAAACAGAAUCAGUUUGAGGAGAAAGACACACAACUGGAGAAUAUGAGCAAACAGAUAAGCGAAAAAGAGAAACUGCUGGAGAGCACAAUUAAAGAGAUGGAAACCAGUAAACAACAACUAGAGACAUUGAGACAGGAGCAAAUGAGACAGCAGGAAUUGUUGGAGAAGAAAGAACAGUUGAGGAUUUCAGAGUUGAAUGAAAAAUCCAAAUGUCUUGAGGAAACAAAAUCUCUUCUAGAAGAAAGAGAAGGAAAGAUUAAAGAUCUGGAGAAAGAGAAAGACAGACUUAAUGAAGAACUUCAAGACAAGGACAAACGUCUUAAGGACAUUAAUGCUAAACUGAUACAAACAGUCAGAGAGGUUGAAAAGAAACAGAAUCAGCUUCAGGGGAAACACACACAACUGGAGAAUAUGCACAAAAUGUUGAGUGAGAAAAUGAGACGCCCAGAGAUCAAAGAGCUGGAAGCCAGUCAACCAGAUGAACAGGAAACUAAAAACAAACUGGAGAAAUAACAGCUGAAGUGUUCAAGCCAGAUUUUUUAAAAUAAUGUAUGGUAGCAGCUUCUUUUUAAAGACAUGCAUUUAGGGUAAUGUUUUUAACAAUCUGUGUCUAUGAAUAUAAACAAAACAGAAAAGCAUAAAACUAUUUAAAACAAGAGAUUUUUCCUAUGAAUUUUCAGACCAAAUUUAAACGAACAACUCGACAAUGAGCGUACAAAUCCAGUAGAAAGCCAUUGUAUUUACAGAGACAACUUUUCUUUCUUUUUUUACUGUAUAUUGCAUUAAGAGAUACUCUUCAAAACUUAAGAUUUUAAUAAUUUAAUCAGAUUUUUAUAUAAUUUGGUUGACAAAUAAUGUACGCAGUUAUAAUGUAUACAUACAGUAUAAAUGGCAAUGUGUUCAUAUAGGCUAGGUAGGCUAUUUCAUUUGUGGGUUGUGUUACUUCAUACUUCUACUAUCUGCUACUGUGCCUAUAAUGGUAAAUGUGUGUGUCUCCCACAUCUAUAAAUGAUCUAUAAAUGACAUUCAUAUAGAUCAGUGGCAUCUCCUUUUAUUUAACUGUGUAAAAGGGUCAUGUGACAUUCCUCAAGUCGCUGGUGGUGUAAAUGGGGUUUGCAGUUUACUUAGCUAGUUAAUAAUCCAUCGUUUUUAGGCUGAACCCGAUGAAAAUUAACAACUAAGUAUUUCAGAACUAUUGGCCUAUAUGAAUCAAUUGUGGAUCUUGCACAGUUUAAAUAUAUCGUUUGACAUGAUCUUUUAUUUUUAAAUCAUUGAGUGAUAUGCUAAUAUGUAUAGACUUUGUUAAAAAUAUGUAGGCUAUUAAAUGCAUGAGAUUGUGCUGGAGACAAUCUAAUAGAAACACCCAGGAUAAUUGAUAUUAAUUAUUGAUAUAAACACCAAAAGCUACGUGUCGGUUUGCUGGAGUGUGUGGGAGGUGUUUAACCGCAGUUAAGUGAAAGUAUUUUUACUCAGAAAUCAGACCAGUGUAACGGGUUGUUCUGGUUCAGUUAGGCACUGCACUUCAGCUGAGGCAGAAGAUUUGAAGAAAGUUCCUGUUAAGGAGACAAAAUGGAAGCUAAAAGCAACAAUGAGUUUCAGAUAGUUCUUUCUGAAGAAACUAAAUCGGAUACCAUUCUGUGCCACCUGUCUCAUAACAUCAGUGCUGUUGCCAUGGAGAUCAGGUGGUUUAAGGAGACAGAUUGUGUUUGUUUCUAUAAGAACAAACGGUUGAUAGAGGGGAUAAGAUAUGAGGACAGAGUGAGUCUAUCCAUUGAUGAGCCGGAGAGAGGAAAUGUAUCUUUACAACUAAAGGAAUUAGAUGUUGGUAAUUACCUGUGUCAGGUCAUCAGUGGAGACAGAACAGAGGAGAUAACAAUACACACAUCCGCAUUCAAGACUGAUGAAGAUGGAACUGAAAUAUUCUGGUCCAAAAAGAUUGACAAAAAUUGGACUGAUAAAGAGAGAAUAGAAAUGGCAAAUUGUUUCAUCGGCAGUCUAGAAAAAAGAGAUGCGCUGAAAGAAGAACAGAUGAGUGAACAUGAGGACAAUGACAGCAGCAAAUGUGUUACCAGGACAGACAUACUCACAGUGGAUUGUCUGUUCUAUGAGGAUGAAGGAUUACUGAAGUGUCAGAAGAAUUCAGAUGCAUUU